AAUAAAUGCUCAUGAUUUUUUUGUCGAAUCGCGUCGUUUAGGUCAUUUUAUUCUUGCAUGGAGACUGAAGACGUAUAUCGGAACUUUGCCUUCAGUUUAUGUUAGCUAAUGAGUUCUAGUAUUUAGACUUCGAUCUGUGGAUAGAACAAUUACAAAAUGCUAAGCUUUAUAUGUUGGUAUUCAAAUCCAUAAGGUUGGGGCUUUAAUGGGAAAUGUCCAAGAUUACUAUGCUUAGCUUUGUUCCGUUUACUGUAUUACUACAAUAAUCUCUGAUGCAUGUACGAGAGGUAAGGUUACUUCAUGUUAUCGAGUUGUUUGCAUUAUACGCUGCGUGCAUCUGGAAUGCCAAAUUACAUCGAGCGAUCAAUGUGUUUUAGUUUGAAGGUGGAAGUCUAUGAUCAUAGAGUCGAUAUAAAGCCAUUUAUCCUUGCCAUUUUACGUGCUAUUUCGUUUUCUUAACAUAGUGUGAUUGAUAACUGUUUGAAGAUUAUAGCGGCAACUGUGUCAAGUGAUCCGACGAAAUAUUCCGAGGCGUUUCUUGGAAAGGCAAAUGCAGAGUAUUGUGCAUGGAUUCUUGAUUCAGACAAGUGGGGAGGAAAAGAACUACUCUGAGAGAGUCAUGCUGAUCUAUGACGGCCUCCACUAUGAUGCAUUGGCUAUGUCUCCGUUUGAGGGAGCCUCUGAGGAGUUUGAUCAGACUAUAUUUGCCGUACAGAAUGAUAGAACCAUCGGGCCAGUUGAAGGUCUUGCACUAGAUCUGGUUAAAGAUCAACAAUGGAAUAGGAGCUACACCGACACGGCCAAUUUCAGUUUGCGUUGCGGUGUAUGCCAAAUCGGAGUGGUUGGCCAAAAGGAGGCCGUGGAGCAGCACAAGCAACAGGCCAUGUGAACUUUCAAGAAUAUAGAUGAUAGAAACCGGAGAGGUUAGUUGCAUUAUUAACCUCUUUUUACCUACCUAGUCGUCGAACUUGUAUCAAUUGGUCGAUAAAUCUUCUCACCGGAUCCUCCGGGAAGAAAACGGAGGUUGUUGCUGUUGCAGUUGUUUUAAGAACUGUUGUAGGAUCGAAGUUGUGCGAGAAUCAUCACAGCAAUGAAAAAUAUUGAGUUACAUUCAUGGAAUAAUAAAAGAAUCAUACAUUGA
This is a messenger RNA of Hibiscus syriacus, 1141 nucleotides long. RefSeq names its product OVARIAN TUMOR DOMAIN-containing deubiquitinating enzyme 2-like. Gene Ontology annotation, biological process: protein deubiquitination; endoplasmic reticulum unfolded protein response. Gene Ontology annotation, molecular function: cysteine-type deubiquitinase activity. NCBI's taxonomy places the organism in Eukaryota, Viridiplantae, Streptophyta, Magnoliopsida, Malvales, Malvaceae. The record is from RefSeq and is a predicted model, not a curated record. Bases 551 to 889 code for a protein of 112 amino acids. The transcript has 5 exons. Gene Ontology annotation, cellular component: nucleus; cytosol.